CACUGUGCGAGUUUGUGUUUUGCUGGAAGGAAGAAGGCGAGCGAAAGCAGUCGUUGUAACAACUGAGGCUGACAAAAUCGUAAAUAUCUCGCUCCAACGAACGAAUUUAGAGCCAUGAAUGGAACACAAGCUGAACGAGGAAGCCCCCUUGCAAGAGCAAUCCCUUCCAGACGUGUUCCUGUACAUGAUCCGAAUCAUAUGCCCUCGGAUUAUAGUACAACUCCUGGGGGAACGAUCUACAGCACAACGCCAGGAGGCACGCGUAUUAUUUAUGAGAGGAAAUUUCUACUUGAGUUGCGCAAUUCACCUUUAGCCAAGAGUCCUCCCGCCAACCUACCGGUGAUCCCUGGUGUCACAUGUGAAGACAAUGGAAAGCCAGAGCCAGAAGAGAAGCCAGAAGUGACUGCACUCCCUGGUGCCAGAGGCGAAGGAGAUGGAGAGGAACCCCAAUUUCAGAUGGACAUCUAGAUCAUUCUAAACCUGGUAAUUUGGUUCAAUGUCAAUUAACAUCAAUCCCCGGAAAGUCAUGUGAUCACCGAGUGAAGGAAGCCCAGAAAGUUUGUAAAUAUAAGGUCUCCCUGUGUACUCAAUCUGUUUGGUGCUGCUAGAUAUGAUUCUGUUGAAAUUAGAGUUUUCAUCUCUGCCAUUUAAAAAAUCGUAUAUCUCUUAGUGAUUGGAACGAUAACUAACUGCUAAUGUAAAAAUUCUCAGCUCUCUCAGAUGCCUUGAUUUUCAUAAAUUCUUUUUCUGCAAAAAGGUUGUGUGUCUGAAGCAGUUUUAGCAUGUCAAAUUGUGUGCCAUUUGAAUGUGAUUAUGGCAUGUGCUUACACAACCUUUGUUGUAUCAAGAGUUUGGGAAAGUUGGCAGCUUGAGCAACAAACAGUAGAUACUAUAAAAAAUGAAGUACAUACUAACUGACUUUUCUAAUUUGUGAAAUUAUAAUUUUUUAUGUGGUGGUAUUUUGGAAAUCAAGGAUUUUUUGGGGAAAAUGAGCAUUAUUGUUUGAAUGCCAUUUCCCAAUAACCUUUUAACACUUUUCUUUCUCUUUUACAAAACUUAUCUCAUGUUGAAUUAAGGUUUUAGCAGUUGCCGAGGGUUGAGUUACAUCCAGAAAGUAUCCAUCUUUGGUGUGAAUAAGUGGAUUACACAAAAACCAAAAAUAAUUAGAUUUUUAUUAAAUAUGUGAGUAUAGUGUCUUACUAUUCAUAUAUAAAUGUAAUGUGUAAUUUUCUGUUGAUAGUUUCCCCUCUGUACAUAUAUUUUCCAUUAAGAGAGUUUAUGUUAAUCCGUCGUGAAAAACCUAACUAGCUGUAACUAAAGCUAAGUUGUAUCAUUUUAUUAUCCAUUAGCUGCACUUAAUACAAAUGCACGCAAUUGAACCAAGUUGAUUAUCAUUUGUAGUAUUUCAUGGAUAUCAUUUUUGUAAUUCAUGAAUAAUAUCUUUAACAUUUGAACUACAAGUGAAAAAAGUUGAGAGCCCUAAAAGAAAAAAAAAUCAUUAGGAGAAAGUGUAAAUUUUUCUUUUUUUGUGGUCGGUCUCCAGACUCAUUUCAAGUUCUAAAAGAGACAUGCAAAGCAUCAUGGGUAGGUGUAUGCAAUUCACUAUUGGAAUUUGGACCUUCCCAUGAUUCUUUGCAAACCUUGUUCUUUAAAGGUGGUGGCUGCCAAUUAUUCAUGUGAAGAUGAAGAUAAAAUUUGAAGAUACUUAAUAUUAUUUUUUUUUUUGGGGGGGGGGGUGGGUUAGGUUGGAUUUGACUGCCCCUGCCAUUUUUGUUAGUGACGAGGUUUGAGGCUGGUAGGCUAUGCCACAGUACUGGGCCACACCCAUUUGUCCUUACCCCCACUCCUAGUAUAACAGCAUUAUACUUAGAAUACAACAAUGUUCCAUCCACCUUUUUAGAUUGAUUACUCUGCAGCCACCGUAGAAUUGAAAGAAUCCAUUCAAAAUAGUGGAUGGUAUCUAUUUAUUUUUAUGAUGGGAGAAAUGUAUUGAUUAAUGUGAAUAUUCAAGUAAACACAGAAUGCUAGCACUAUUUUAUGGUUGACGGAAAGCCUCUAAAUUGUUUGAAUACUGCGACUUUUAUGUUGCUUCUGAAUUCCAUUACUUAUGUAGUGAUACAAUUACUGAUCUGUUAUUAGAUUUAACUGAAUUAGUUAUAUAACUUUAAUGUUUUCUUUGAAUUAAUUAGAAUUGCUAAGCAGAUCUUAUUUUUCCAUAGAAAAAUCUUCAUGGUAGAUUAUAAAGUCGUUGGUUUUUCUUGAUAAUAGACAAUAAAGCUGUUACUUGUUUUCGAACUAUGAAUCGUUAAGCUGAGGAUAGCUCGGUGGUCGUAAUGACUGUACAUAGAUCAGAUCUGUGUGGCCCAAUAAACCUGCCACUUGACCAUGA
This is a messenger RNA of Nematostella vectensis (starlet sea anemone), 2389 nucleotides long. RefSeq names its product eukaryotic translation initiation factor 4E-binding protein 1. Lineage: Eukaryota; Metazoa; Cnidaria; Anthozoa; Actiniaria; Edwardsiidae. Gene Ontology annotation, molecular function: eukaryotic initiation factor 4E binding. Gene Ontology annotation, cellular component: cytoplasm. The record is from RefSeq and is a predicted model, not a curated record. Gene Ontology annotation, biological process: negative regulation of translational initiation. Bases 115 to 468 code for a protein of 117 amino acids. The transcript has 3 exons.